Centropristis striata (black sea bass) is the source of this 569-nucleotide messenger RNA. It is a transcript of the gene atp5if1b, whose product is annotated as ATP synthase inhibitory factor subunit 1b. Lineage: Eukaryota; Metazoa; Chordata; Actinopteri; Perciformes; Serranidae. Gene Ontology annotation, cellular component: mitochondrion. Gene Ontology annotation, biological process: negative regulation of ATP-dependent activity. The record is from RefSeq and is a predicted model, not a curated record. Gene Ontology annotation, molecular function: ATPase inhibitor activity. The coding region runs from base 90 to 413 and encodes 107 amino acids. The transcript has 3 exons.
CAUAAUGGCGCCGUCCUGUGGCGUAUUUUGAGGACAAGGGCAAAAGCUGCUGUCACGGUUAGUGUUGUUGUCAUAUGUGAGAAACAACCAUGGCGAGGUUUUUGAGGCCUAGCAUCAGGACUUUUGUCACCACACAGCUGAGAAUGUCAUCCGACCAGCUCGGAGAGCUGGGUUCAGGUGUAGGAAAAGGCGGUGGCGGUGGAGGGUCCGUCAGAGAGGCAGGUGGAGCCAUGGGGAAGAGGCAGGCUGCUGAGGAGGAGAUGUACUUCAAGCGUAAGGAGCAGGAGCAGCUGGCUGCACUGAAGCAGCACCACCAGGAGGAGAUCGACCACCACAAAAAGGAGAUUGAACGUCUGCAGCGCGAGAUCGACCGACAUAAGGGAAAGAUCAGGAAGUUGAAGCACGACGACUAAGUGAAACCUUCCAAAAAAAAUCACUUUCACUUUUCUCACCGACUCAGCCGGACACCUUUACUUAUUACUCAGAUUGCUGCAUGCACCGGGCCAGCCAUGAAUGUGUGGGUGAUUGUUAUGUAAAAGUGUGAAAGAUAUUAAAAACAAUUCAUCAAA